Molecule: messenger RNA, 780 nt
Organism: Spodoptera exigua (beet armyworm)
Lineage: Eukaryota; Metazoa; Arthropoda; Insecta; Lepidoptera; Noctuidae
Source: the annotation of a GenBank genome assembly
AUGUUGCAGAAUCAAUCACUAAGGUCUAGUGGUCGUCAAAGUUGGAAAGCACAGACUGAGAGUCGUAGACAUGUCUCUAGACGGAAUAGCGAUUCCAUAGAGCGCCUGGUUGUUCAGGGAAAGGUGGAAGGGACAAGACCACGCGGAAGAUCACCUGUGCGUUGGACUGACCAGGUUAAAUCGGCAGUAGGAACGCGUGUAUCGGACUGCACCAGACAGUCUGCCAACAGGGAGAGAUGGCGGGAGAUCGUGCGGAGAGUUGUGUCCGCCUCAACCACCGAUGUGGAUGCCUCUACGUGCCCACGACCGCUCUGCCAAGAGCGAAACGAUAGAGAAGAAGAAGAGAGUCGUAGGUUCGUAGCCGCGUCACUUUUUUCUUUGGCACGGGUCAGCAAGAUAAACUUUAAUUACCUGAUGGUAAGCAAACCGCGCCGCCCAAGGGAACUCGUAAUAUCAAAGUUACUACAAAUGCGUUGCCGGACUGGGAAUUUGAGGAUUGAGGAUGAGGCGAAGGCCUCCGGUAAUCUUAAUCACACGGCAACGCACAACGUAAAUCUUACUUACUAUAUUGGUACUUGUGUCAGUUGGGAGUUGUCAUGCUCACUCAGGAGUCUCAUUGGCGGUGGCACGGGCACUGCACCCUAUAAUAUGGUUGAGUUGGGAGGUGCUGGUGUACGUGUCAUGUUCGUGAACGGACGCCGCCUAUUGGGACUGGUCAACUCGAGACUGUCUAAAGUUGCUGUCCCUGAGGGUUAUUUCUUUUUCGGAUACUUUGGUUAA